Molecule: messenger RNA, 456 nt
Organism: Scedosporium apiospermum
Lineage: Eukaryota; Fungi; Ascomycota; Sordariomycetes; Microascales; Microascaceae
Exons: 2
Coding region: 1-456 (151 amino acids)
Biological process (GO): carbohydrate metabolic process
Molecular function (GO): cellulase activity
Source: RefSeq, a predicted model, not a curated record
AUGUUUCUCAUCAUCGUCCUAGCCUUUCUAUUUUCCCUCGUUGUUCCCGCGCCUGCGCAGCAAACGUUGCGGGGAGUCGCGAAAUCCUGCGACAACCGCGGCAACGCGCUCGAUCAGCUUGCUUCCCUCACCACCGCGACCGGCUGUGACGGCGGAGAUGCGUACAUGUGCCGCGAUUUCCAACCCAUCCCGGUCGAUUCAAACCUCUCCUAUGGCUUCGCUAUCCAGUUUGGCGGCGACUAUAACGGAAAUAACGCGAACUGCUGCAAAUGCUAUGAAGCUGAAUGGACUUCGGGGGCAGCUAGGGGCAAAAAGAUCAUUGUGCAGAUAGUCAGCCCAGGCAAGGCGGCGGGGAACGUCGGAGGGAAUGACUUGAUCAUCUACACGCCUGGUGGAGGGGCAGGCCCGUUUAACUCGGGCUGUGAGAGGCAGUUCGGGGCCGGAUAUAACUGGUAG